UAAAAUAAUAAAGGGGUUUUAACCCGUCGACUCAAAUGCUUCAUCUCCUCGGUCUUAAUAAUUCUUCAAUGGCGGAGAAGCAAUUGAUCGUGGCGGUCGAGGGGACCGCAGCCCUAGGUCCUUACUGGCCUACCAUAGUCACCGACUACCUCGACAAGAUCAUCAGGUGUUUUUGUGGCAAUGAAUUAAAUGGCCAGAAGCUUUCUGGGCAAACUCCUGAACUUGCUUUGGUUGUGUUCAAUACACAUGGACCUUACAGUGCUUUCAUGGUUCAACGAAGUGGUUGGACAAAGGACAUGGAUGCUUUUCUGCAUUGGUUAUCAGGAAUACCAUUUGGUGGUGGUGGGUUCAGUGAAGCUGUAAUUGCCGAAGGUCUUGCUGAAGCACUGAUGAUGUUUCCCGUUAGCCUUAAUGGAAACCAAAACCAUCAAAAUCUUGAUGUGCAAAAGCACUGUAUCCUUGUUGCUGCAAGCAACCCUCAUCCUCUCCCUACUCCUGUCUAUCGUCCUCCUAUCACAGGUUCUGAGCACAAUGAGAAAGCUGAGGGACAGACAGAGACAUGCCUUGCUGAUGCUGAGACAGUUGCAAAGUCAUUUGGUCUGUGCUUUGUUUCUCUGUCUGUGAUAUCUCCUAAACAGCUACCGAAACUGAGAUCGAUAUAUAAUGCGGCUAAACGUAGCCCUCGAGCUGCGGAUCCAACUGUGGAUCAUGUUAAAAACCCUCAGUACCUUGUGUUGCUUUCUGACAAUUUUAUGGAGGCUCGUGCUGCUCUAAGUCGCCCUUUAACUGGAAGCAUGACCAAAUUGGAUGGAGCUCCUACUGCUCUUGUUCAAGGACCACCAACAACUUCUAUCUCUUCAGUUAAUGGAUCAAUGGGCAAUCGUCAACAAAUUGGGAACAUUCCUGCAGCGACAGUCAAGUUGGAGCCAGCGACGGUGCCUUCAAUGGUAUCUGGACCUGCUUAUUCCCAGCUAUCAUCCGUUUCUAAUGUUGUUUCUCAAGGAGUUCCAAGCCUGCAAACUUCUUCACCUUCACCAACCUCACAGGAGGUUAAUGCAAGUAGUGAAACUGCACACGAGAAUAAACCCUUAGUUAAUCCUCAACAGUCAAUACGUCCUAUUGGUUCCGCUCCUGCAAAUGUAAGCAUCCUAAAUAAUCUGUCUCAUCAACAUCGGCAAAUGGUGAAUUCUGCCUCUAUUGCCGGAGCCAGUUCUAUUGGACUUCAAACGAUGGGGGGAACAUCAAUGGCAGCACAUAUGUCUAAUAUGAUAUCCAGUGGAAUGUCAUCUGCUAUGGCAGGAACUACAUCUGUACCUGGAUCAGGGGCACUAAUGGCCACUUCCCAACUUGGGCAAAAUACAGCUCUCGGGUCAUUUUCAUCAACUUCUUCAAACAUAUCAGGAAAUUCUAAUAUUGGCAUUUCAUCAGCAAUGGGGAACCUUCAAGGAAACACUGGGAUGGGGAGUCUGUCCUCAAGCGGACAGUUAGGGCAAGGUGGUAUUGGCAUGAACCAGAAUAUAAUGAAUAACCUUGGGGCUACCAGUAUUUCUUCUGGAGCUGGCACCAUGAUGCCUACCCCUGGAAUGUCGCAGCAAGGAGGUGUAAAUUCUCUAGGUUUGAACAAUAAUUCUACAAUUAACAUGCCUAUGGCACCACUUGCUUCUGGUGUUCAGCAAUCGCAGUCGAAGUACGUUAAAAUUUGGGAGGGGGCUUUAUCAGGACAGAGGCAAGGGCAGCCAGUGUUUAUAUGUAAGCUUGAAGGUUACAGGAGUAUAACAGCAGCAGAAACGCUUGCAGCAGACUGGCCACCAGCAAUGCAAAUUGUUCGCCUCAUAGCACAGGAUCACAUGAAUAACAAGCAAUAUGUUGGUAAGGCAGAUUUUUUGGUGUUUCGAACGCUUAAUCAACAUGGAUUCCUUGGACAACUGCAAGAAAAGAAGCUUUGUGCUGUUAUCCAGCUACCUUCACAGACACUGUUGCUGUCAGUUACUGAGAAGGCUGCUCGUUUGAUUGGAAUGCUUUUUCCUGGGUUUAGUGAAAUUUGCCCUCCCCUUGUUUGUCUUCUAUUUUGCUGCCUCAAAAAUUCAUCACCUGAUGAUCUAGGAUAUGGUUGUAUUCAAGCCACAAGUGUCCAGCCAACCCAGCCUCACAGCAGCAGCAACAACUACAACACAGCAGCAGCGCAGCUUCAGCAGCACCAACUUCAACAGCAGCAGCAGCAGCAGCUUCAGCAGUCACAGCAGCAUCAACAUCUCCAGCAGCAGCUACAACAGCAACACUUGCAGCAGCAGCAGAAUCAAAUGGUUGGUGCUGAUGGGCAGUCAUUUGUUCAAGGCCCUGGACGGUCCCAAAUCAUGUCGCAAGGAAAAAUGCCUUCACAAGGACCUGGAAAUAUUGGUGGAGGGGUUUCCUGCCGCAAUAAGCAAUGAAGAGCAGUAAAGGAAAAAUACGAACAGAUUACAAUAAUGUACCAUGUAGUUAUCCUUCUUUUCCUCAUUUAUUUUAGUUCCCUCUCUCCUUUUACUCUUUGUAGUAUUUUAUGUACCGGAGGAAGAAAAAAUAAUCUAUUCCAUUGUAAACCUAUAUAUAAUUUGCUCGUCAAUCAUAGAUUAUUGCAUUUUGUUGCCGCAA
Messenger RNA from Asparagus officinalis (garden asparagus), 2631 nucleotides. Its product is annotated as mediator of RNA polymerase II transcription subunit 25. Gene Ontology annotation, biological process: positive regulation of transcription by RNA polymerase II. The record is from RefSeq and is a predicted model, not a curated record. NCBI's taxonomy places the organism in Eukaryota, Viridiplantae, Streptophyta, Magnoliopsida, Asparagales, Asparagaceae. Gene Ontology annotation, cellular component: transcription regulator complex; mediator complex.